This is a messenger RNA of Glycine soja, 2202 nucleotides long. Its product is annotated as protein CHUP1, chloroplastic-like. Gene Ontology annotation, biological process: chloroplast organization. Gene Ontology annotation, cellular component: chloroplast outer membrane. The transcript is spliced from 6 exons. Bases 155 to 2002 code for a protein of 615 amino acids. The record is from RefSeq and is a predicted model, not a curated record. Lineage: Eukaryota; Viridiplantae; Streptophyta; Magnoliopsida; Fabales; Fabaceae.
CUUCACUUGUUAGUUGUUUCUCUCUAUGUCUCUUUCCCAUCCCGAGACAGACACUCAGAUAGCGACAUGUUUUGUUAGUGUUAGGUUUCAUUUCCUAUGACAUUGCAAACCAGAAAACUCUAAUCCUAAUAUCCUCCAUCCCCAUUUGACCGCAAUGGUAGCUGGCAAGGCCAAGCUCUCGAUGGGUUUUCCCAAGUCCCCGGCGCCCCCUACUCCUCCGCAUUCAACCCCCGGAAGGUCCUCCUUCACGCGCUCUUUCGGUGCAUACUUCUCACGCUCCUCCUCUCAGGUUCAACCCCGCCCCUCCGAAGUCCUCGACCUCCUCCGUCUCGUCGAGGACCUCCGCGAGAGAGAGUCUCGCCUCAAAACAGAGCUUCUCGAACACAAACUCCUCAAGGAAACACUCGCCAUUGUUCCCGUUCUCGAGAACGAGAUUUCCAUAAAGAACUCGCAAAUUGAAAGCAAUGCCAAGAAGAUGGAACAACUGGAGGCUGAGAAUGAGAAACUGGGGAACGAGCUCCAAGAACUGAAGCUCCGAAUGAAAGAAGAGAAAACAGAGAAUCUGAGAAAAAUACAAGCUUUGGAGAAUGAGAUAGCGGAGCUCAAGAAAACGGCGUCGGAUCACGUUUGCAAGGCGCUGGUAAACAACGAGCAUUCUUCGCUUGAAUGCAAGUCGUUGGAAAACGACGAGCAUUUGCAAACGACGAGCAUUCUUCAAGCACAUUUGGAGGUGCCAGUGAGGCCAAAUUUUAUUAGGAGUUUAAAGAAAACGGCGUUGGAUUAUAGAAGCUUGAACCACAAACAGUUUGAAGCUACUGUUGUUGUUGCGGAUUUUAAACAAGAGGUGGCGGAAAGUCAAAGGCCGCGCCGUGACUCGGAGGAACUCAUCGAUUCUAUUGAGUCCAACUUAACCAGAUCACGUGCGCCUCGUGUUCCCAAACCGCCGCCGAGACGGUCUUUGCCUUCUUCGACUCUGCAUUCUUCUUCCUCUGAUUCUAAGAACGGCAAUGUUGAAAAAGAGCCUGUGAUUUUACAACUUCCGAGGGUGGCGCCGCCUCCUCCGCCACCUCCUCCCAUGGCUGCGUCUAAGGCUGCUCCGCCUCCUCCGCCACCGCCGCCGAAGGGGAGUAGGCAGGUUUCGGCGAAGGUGAGGAAGAUACCGGAAGUGGUGGAGUUCUACCACUCGUUAAUGAGGAGGGAAUCGCAGUCCCGGCGGGAAUCGCUCUCCGGCGUGGUGGAAGUGCCGCCUGCGGCGGCGAAUCCACGUGACAUGAUCGGCGAGAUUGAGAACCGUUCAUCUCACCUGCUCGCAAUAAAAACCGAUGUUGAAACACAAGGAGACUUUAUUCGAUGCUUAAUCAAAGAAGUGGAGGGUGCUGCAUUUACAGACAUUGAAGACGUUGUGCUCUUUGUUAAAUGGCUUGAUGACGAGCUUUCUUAUUUGGUGGAUGAAAGAGCAGUGCUGAAACACUUCGAUUGGCCAGAGCAGAAGGCCGAUGCCCUGCGUGAGGCUGCGUUUGGGUAUUGUGAUCUGAAGAAGCUAGAAUCCGAGGCUUCGUCGUUUCGUGAUGAUCCUCGGCAGCCAUGUGGUCCAGCCCUCAAGAAGAUGCAGGCUCUCUUUGAAAAAUUAGAGCAUGGGGUUUUCAAUAUCUCGAGAAUGAGAGAGUCAGCAACAAAUAGAUACAAAGUCUUCCACAUACCUGUCCAAUGGAUGCUUGAUAAUGGUUUUGUUAGCCAGAUGAAACUGGCAUCUGUGAAAUUAGCCAUGAAGUACAUGAAGAGAGUCUCUGGUGAGCUUGAGACAAGUGGUGGUGGUGGUCCUGAAGAAGAGGAGCUCAUUGUCCAAGGAGUUAGAUUUGCAUUUCGAGUACAUCAGUUUGCUGGAGGGUUUGAUGUGGAGACAAUGAGAGCAUUCCAAGAAUUGAGAGAUAAAGCGAGGUCAUGCAAUCUUCAAUGUCAUAGCCAGCAACAGAAAUUCUUUUGUAGGUCUGCAACCUGCUAGUCAAUAGUCAUGAUGGAGCAAACAUAGCUUCAGAAAAAUUAGUAGCACCGGUUUUGCUGUAUAGAUAGUGACAUUUUGCUUGUGAAUACCAAUAGAAUGGCCAUCAUUUUACCGGGUGCAAUCAUAAUUCAUCAUUCAUUAAAUUAUGGCUUAAAUACUUUUUUUCUCCUUACAUUUUAGAUUCUUCAUUUUCAUCCUUG